AGGUGAUUGUGUUGUCCACAAAGCGGGGGAGUGUGGGCCAUUCUUGUCCCGUGUAGCCAAAGAAACAAAAGGCGUAGUUGUGAAGCCUUCUUGUGAGGCAAAAAGCAGAAGGGGCAAGAUUGUGUGGAUGCGUUUUGCCAUGAAGCUUGCAGCUUUGGCAAGUGCCUUGGAGCCUGGAGUGGGGGUGAAGCUGCAAGUGCUUGAGUGCUGUCUUGUGUUGCUCAGAAGAGCAAGGACAUGUUGAAAUGGCGCAGGCUGUAUUUGAAGUCAAAUGGGCAACUUUGUGGCUGGGGAGCUGCGUGGGGCAGAAGGAGCCGGGCGUGCUGCCAGUGAGGAGCAGCUGAAGAAGAGGCAGCCUGUGGCCAGGUGGCCAAGAAGGCCAAGGGCCUGCUGGCCUGCGUCAGCAGCAGUGGGGCAGCAGGAGCAGGGCAGGCAGCGUGGCCCUGUGCUGGGCAGCGCUGCGGCCACAGCUGGAGUGCUGUGUGCAGCUGAGGGCCCCUGUGAAGCAGAAAGCCAUGCAGGGGCUGCAGCGUGUGCAGAGAAGGACACGGCAGCUGGGCAAGGCUGUGCAGCACAAGCCCAGUGAGCGGGUGCUGAGGGAGCUUGAGCCUGGCCAAUGGCAGGCUGGUGAGGGACCUUUCAGGCAGACUUCCAUCAAUCCCUCCCUGACAGUGCUCAGCACAAGGGCCGCUUCCCGACCAAAUAUGCCCUCACUGCCUCCAAGGGCUUUAGACACUGCAGUGGGUGACACUUGCAUCUUGCGGUGUUUUGGCUUGUUGUUUUGCCAGGAGAGGAAGGCCUGCUCCUUUUCUCUUUUGCCAGCAAGCAAAGAUGCUUCUGCACAAGGUUUCCUGCCUUUUCCAGCACUGGUUGAGAUUGGGAUCCAGUUGUCCUUUUCCACCUCUGCAGCAGCAACAGUAAAGGCCUUGCUGUCUCUUUCCCACUUUUCCAUUUCAGAGCUUUCUAGAACUAAAAGCUCCAUUUUGCAGAGACAACGUUGCUUGCUGAUAGCAGCCAGGCAGGAAUAUCAGCUUCACGGCCAUGUUGAAUUGGCCCAUUAGAAUGUGGUGGGUGUGACUUAGAAUCAGGUCGCUACGAAAUGGCAUGAUUUCUCCUUAGAAGAUGUGGUGGUAGAUGUGAAAAGAAAUGAGGUUCUGAAUGAUAGGUGACGGCCUGUCCCUCAUGCUUCUCUCUUGCCACAGAUGACUGAAGCAAGAGCCGCCUCUCCCCUGGCUCCCUCUGCUCCUGAAGAAGAAGCCCAAGAGGAGCAAAUUGAGGGACCAGAAAGCAAGCCUCCGUCACCGGUCACAGCAGAGCCUGAAUCUUCCGAGCCAAUGACUGAAGCAAGAGCCGCCUCUCUCCUGGCUCCCUCUGCUCCUGAAGAAGAAGCCCAAGAGGAGCAAAUUGAGGGACCAGAAAGCAAGCCUCCGUCACCGGUCACAGCAGAGCCUGAAUCUUCCGAGCCAGUCCUUCUAGAGAAAGAGCAGGAGCAGAUUGCUUCAUCAGAGAUGCCAUGCCAGACUCAGGGAGAGCUGUUCCCAGCCCGAGAGCAGGAAGAGCAGCUCAGGCAGCAGGUGGAAGAGCCCCAGCAGAAUGGCCAGAACAUCAAGGCAGAGCCACAAGCAGAGCUGCCCGAAGCUCAGAGUGCCAUCAUGGCAGUGAAGAGGAGGAACAAGGACGACAUGAGAAGAAUUCAAGAGGAGAUGGAUCUCCAUCAGCAGAGGGGCGAUCAACAAAACCAGGUAAGUGAAAGAGUGGCAGCCACUCCACUCAUGAAACAUCCUCUCCUUUCUUUUUUAGAGAACAUGAAGGAACAGUUGGACGCAGAUCUUCAGAAAGCUCACACUAGCUUCAAGGCAAGGGAGAAGAGGCUGGAGGAAGAAAUUAAGAUCGUCAGAGAGAAACUUAAUCCCCUCCCUCAGGCUCUACAAAAGCAAGUGCAAGUGUUGACAUCUCACCGUGCAGCCUGCGAAGACUACCAGCGAGUGUCUGGCCAUGAAGAGCCCCAAGACUGGCAUGAGGCACAGAUCUACACGGGCUCUGUCAACAAACCUGCUGCAGCAGCAGCAUUGUCUAAAGGAGCAUUUGCUCCCCGACUUGAGAAGUGGAGCCGGGGCCGUUUGUUCACCUCCCAUGCUGACCCAGCUGCUGCUCAGCGACAGGACAUCGAGGAUGACUCCCUGGAGCUACUGAGGAGAAUGGUGAACAAGGAAAAUCCGAUUUUGAAAUACACUGAACUGGGAAAUAUUGGCAGUGGGACUUUUGGAGAUGUUUGCAGAGCACUCGACAAUGCCACAGGAGGAGAGGUGGCCAUAAAGAAAAUAAAUCUUCAAGGACUGAGGAAGAAGGAACUAAAAGUCAAUGAACUCAUGGUCAUGAAGAUGAACAGGAAUCCCAACCUGGUCAACUAUUUAGAUAGCUACCUUCUGGGUGAGGAGCUCUGGCUGGUUAUGGAGUACAUGGACGGAGGCACUCUGAGUGAUGUCAUCAGCCAGACCCACCUGUCUGAAGAUGAGAUGGCAGCCAUCAGUCGGGAGUGCUUGCAAGGACUGGAUUUUCUUCACUCAAACCACGUGAUCUACCGAGAUGUGAAGAGCUGCAACAUCCUUCUCAGAACCGACGGCUCUGUCAAGCUGGCUGACUUUGGCCUCUUUGCUCAGCUCACCCCUGAGCAGAGUAGACGGAGCUCCGUGGCCGGCACUUCUGGGUGGAUGGCACCUGAAGUGGUGACAGGUCAACCAUAUGGCCCCAAAGUGGACAUAUGGUCAUUUGGAAUCGUGGGCAUCGAAAUGGUGGAACGAGAAGUUCCUUACAGGGCUGCAACUCCUGUUUCGGCUCAACUCCUGACAGCCAGAAGAGGGAGACCACAGCUGCGGCAGCCCCACCGAUUCUCGCCUUGCCUGUGUGACUUCCUGAGCUGCUGCCUGCAGACAGAGGUGACGUGUCGCUGGUCUGCCAAGGAGCUUCUGCAGCAUCCAUUUGUAACUUCAGCCAAGCCAGCGUGCACCCUGGCACCACUCAUCAACCGUUUGAAGAAGGAGAAGGAGGAGAAGACAAGAAUGUAUCUAUCAAGAUCUUAUCUCCAUCACUAA
Motacilla alba alba is the source of this 3092-nucleotide messenger RNA. Its product is annotated as serine/threonine-protein kinase PAK 3-like. The transcript is spliced from 14 exons. Gene Ontology annotation, biological process: regulation of MAPK cascade; regulation of axonogenesis; intracellular signal transduction. Lineage: Eukaryota; Metazoa; Chordata; Aves; Passeriformes; Motacillidae. The record is from RefSeq and is a predicted model, not a curated record. Gene Ontology annotation, cellular component: cytoplasm. Gene Ontology annotation, molecular function: ATP binding; protein serine/threonine kinase activity. Bases 1203 to 3092 code for a protein of 629 amino acids.